This is a messenger RNA of Trifolium pratense (red clover), 2439 nucleotides long. RefSeq names its product LEAF RUST 10 DISEASE-RESISTANCE LOCUS RECEPTOR-LIKE PROTEIN KINASE-like 2.4. The transcript has 2 exons. The record is from RefSeq and is a predicted model, not a curated record. Gene Ontology annotation, molecular function: ATP binding; protein kinase activity. NCBI's taxonomy places the organism in Eukaryota, Viridiplantae, Streptophyta, Magnoliopsida, Fabales, Fabaceae. The coding region runs from base 297 to 2339 and encodes 680 amino acids. Gene Ontology annotation, biological process: protein phosphorylation.
UACUAGGGCGAGACAAAUAUCAAGAGCAUUAUUCUAGUGUGGUUAAAGUAUUAGAGACAAAUACUGUCUCUAAGCAGUCAAAGUAUUUUUGUUUAAGAGGUUCCCCACCACUACUUGUUUUUUCUGGAGACUGAUUAGUCAUUAGGCCAAGUCUUCUGUAGUCAUUGUCCAAGUCAACUAAGUAGCUCCAUCAUACUUGCAGUGUAUGGUGAAGAAUGAAUCAAGACUGUGCUAAACUGCUAAUUACAUAAAAAAGUUUUUUAGCUCAUAAAACGUACUAUUGCCCUGUGUGAUUCAUGAUGGCUUCGGUUAAUUUAGAAUUUCUCUUACUUUUGUUUUCACAACUCAUACUGCUACAUGUGUUGGCAGGUGGAGAUGAGAAUAAGUACCAAGGAGAGUGUCUAGCUUCGUUUAGUUGUGGAUAUCUUGGCAAUAUCAGCUUCCCUUUCACUACAACUGAACGCCCGGACUGUGGCUUAUUGCCAAUACAUAAUUGUGAUGAUGAUGACCCACAAAAGCCUAAAAGUAUCCAAUUACAGAAGGAAGGGAAAUGGUUUGAGGUUGAAGUUGGAAAUCCUCUCGAGUUUCACGGUCGUGGCAGUAGUACUUUUGUUUUUAGAGACGAUAAACUCUACAAACUGCUGCAAACCAAAAGUUGUGAAGCUUUCAGAUAUAAUUAUACUCUUCCUUCCACCUCUGGCUUUGCUUCUUUUCGUAUCAAAACCAAUGCAACCCUGUUUGUGUGUAACCAUACCCUCCAAGUACACCCUCCAACAUAUAUGCUUAUGCAUAACUAUACAAAGUGCCCCCAAUACGAUCUCUUCUACCAGCCUUACAUUAUUGCUGAUAAUGUGUUUCGGAGUGCUUUUACAGAUUGUACAAUUGUCCACCUUCCGACUAAAGACAUCGCUGAUGGUGAAGACCCUUUUACUUUCGUAACUGCUGAUAUCUCCAUUGAAGUAAAAAUAACAGAAGAAUGUGCAUAUUGUCACUUCAACCUAACAGGGCAGUGUCAACUUGACAGCAACGGGAGGUUUUAUUGUGCUAAUGGUAUACUAAAACAAACACCCUGGAAACACAAAGCACACAUAAAUGCAUUGCACCAUAUUUUUCUCUUCACAACUUUAUCUUCAUAUGUCAAAUCUGAAUUGUUUCCUCUAACUGCAGCAGUCACAGUUAGUAAGAGAAAAGGUCUGAGCCAGAAUGUUAAACUGGGUUUAGCAGCCAUGGUGGCUAUUGGAUUUGGAGUUGCGGUGCUGAUGUUGUUGGCUUACUGCAUUAGGACAAAGAUCUUCUCUUCCACAUUUCUUUUGUUCAGGAAAGAGAAUCCAACCCAUCAAAUUAUUGAGCAGUUUUUGAAGGAACAUGGACCGCUUCCAGCCGCUAGGUACAGCUAUUUAGAUGUGAAGAAAAUAACAAACUCUUUCAAAAACAAAUUAGGCCAGGGAGGAUAUGGAAGUGUAUACAAAGGGAAGUUACAUGAUGAGCGUACUGUUGCAGUGAAGGUUUUAAGUGAAUCAAAAGGUGAUGGUGAAGAUUUCAUUAAUGAAGUUGCUAGUAUUAGUAGAACUUCACAUGUCAACGUCGUUAGACUUUUGGGGUUUUGUUUGGAUGGUUCUAAAAAGGCACUAUUAUAUGAAUUCAUGCCUAAUGGAUCACUCGAGAAGUUCAUAUAUGAAGAGAAAGAUCCAUUAAAGAAUGAUCGCCAAUUGGAUUGCAAACUAUUGUAUGAUAUUGCAGUUGGCGUUGCUCGUGGGUUAGAGUACUUGCACAGAGGCUGCAACACUAGAAUCUUGCAUUUUGACAUAAAACCUCAUAAUAUAUUACUAGAUGAUGAUUUUUGUCCUAAAAUUUCAGAUUUUGGUCUUGCUAAAAUAUGUCCGAGAAAAGAAAGCAUUGUAUCCAUAUUUGGCGCGAGGGGAACACCGGGAUAUAUUGCACCAGAACUGUUCUCCAGAAAUUUUGGUGGGGUGUCACAUAAGUCGGAUGUCUACAGUUAUGGAAUGAUGGUUUUAGAAAUGGUUGGUCAAAAAAAGAACAUUAAGGUUGAAGUUGAUUGUUCUAGUGAGUUAUAUUUUCCGCACUGGAUUUACAAGCGUCUUGAAUUGAAUCAGGAUUUUGGACUAAGGUGUAUUAAAAAUGAAAUUGAUGAAGAAAUGGUAAGAAAAAUGACAGUGGUGAGUUUAUGGUGCAUACAAACCGACCCUUCACAUCGGCCAGCAAUGCAUAAAGUGGUGGAAAUGUUGGAAGGGGGCCUUCAAGUGCUGGAAAUACCACCCAAACCCUUUAUGUCUUCUCCUUCAACAUCUUCAAUCCAUUUAUCAUCUGAAAUAUUAUGAUUUUUGUGGAUUUGAAGAUGCAAUGCAGAGUAUGUAACACUAGAAAAGAAUGUCAUGAUAAUUCAAAUAUAAAUACAAAGUUAUGUAUCUGAAGUUUUAA